GCCUCGAGAAAAUCAUGUCUGAUGAAAAUCUACAAUUGUCGCUCGUUCCUCACCCACACACACGUACGCUUCCUUCUUUCUUUCCUUCCUUCCUGUCUAUGUAUUUAUAUCGAACGAAAGUGCCCAUACAAAUCAACAGACCUUCCUCUGUCCCCCCCUGUCCGAUAAAACCCUUCGUAAAACAUUAAAGUCCAAUCCAACGGUCAAGAACACAUCGGCCACGUUCGGUCGAUUUCCGGAAGCUCAUUCGAUUGGGUCUUCCGAUAAUCGCCACUAUACAUAGUACGUUCAGUGAAGCAUCUGAAGUUUGCUCGUCUAUGGCCUCUCCUAUGCUUCAGUUGACUAUUUGGUGCAUCUUUUGCUUCAUAAAUUGCUGCCUCUGCCUUUCUUCAGCGGUCGGGAAUGCCAUACUGCCUCUGAGGAUGGCCCGCGUGGGCGCCGCGGAGGCUGCCAGCAGACUGCCAUUCCGCCACAACGUGACCCUCACGGUGACCCUGGCCGCGGGGACGCCGCUGCAGCCGGUCACGAUGGUCCUUGACACCGGCAGUGAGCUCUCCUGGCUCCACUGCAAGAAGUCCCCCGGCCUCCGGUCGGUCUUUGACCCAGCUGCCUCCAGGUCCUACUCCCCGGUUCCCUGCUCCUCCCAGACUUGCCGGACCCGGACUCGGGACCUGCCCGUGCCCGCCUCUUGCGGCCCCGAGAAGCUCUGCCACACUAUAGUCUCAUAUGCAGACGCCUCCUCCAUCGAGGGCAACCUCUCCUCAGAGACGUUCCAAAUCGGGACGACAGCCAGGCCCGGGUUCCUUUUCGGGUGCAUGGACUCGGGCCAGAGCAGCAACCCGGAGGAGGACUCAAAAACCACGGGGCUGCUCGGCAUGAACCGCGGGUCCCUAUCCGUUGUGACCCAGAUGGGCCUCGAGAAGUUCUCGUACUGCAUUUCGGGCUCGGAUGCAACUGGCAUCCUAUUAUUUGGGGAUGCAAACUUCACGUGGGUCGGCCCGCUGAACUACACCCCGAUGAUUCAGAUAUCGACCCCGCUGCCCUACUUCGACCGGGUCGCAUACACGGUCCAGAUGGAGGGGAUCAGGGUCUCGGGGAAGAUCCUGGCGCUCCCGAAGUCGGUCUUUGUCCCAGACCACACCGGCGCUGGCCAAACGAUGGUCGACUCCGGGACCCAAUUCACCUUCCUUCUCGGCCCCGUCUACAAUGCACUGAGGAACGAGUUCGCCGAGCAGACAAAAGGCCUGCUGAAACUGUACGACAACCCGAAUUAUGUCUUCCAAGGGGCAAUGGAUCUAUGCUUCCUUGUUCCAUUGGGACGGGCCAGGCUUCCCGCGCUACCGCAUGUGGCCCUUAUGUUCAGGGGCGCGGAGAUGGUAGUCUCGGGCGAGAGGCUGUUAUAUCGGGUCCCUGGGCUGGUCAAGGGGAACGAUCAGGUGCACUGCUUCACGUUCGGGAACUCGGACCUCUUAGGCGUCGAGGCGUUCGUGAUUGGAAAUCACCACCAGCAGGACAAGUGGGUGGAGUUUGACUUGGCGAACUCGCGCGUUGGUUUGGCGGACGUCCGGUGCGAUCUCGCCAGCCAACGGCUGGGAUUGGAUUCCUAGGCGGGAGCACCGUAGAACGGGCUUUAGGUGAUCGUAGUUGUCUGGGGCCCCACAUUGGCCAAUCAGUGGCCCACCGUAGCGGAGCUUGUACGUGCUGCUAUAGGUGGGCCAUUGAUCGGACGUUGUGAGCUUCGGUUUGGUGAGUGAAGUGGGGAUUAUUAUUUGGGUGAAAUUAUUGAAAUUUGUACUGUAUAUUUCUAGUGUCCCGUAUCUGUUUGAUUUCACACAAUUUUUUAAUGUAAAUAUUUUGUAUUUUCCAUUUGGGAUUCUCUGAAUUCUGUGGUGAGUUUGGUGGAGUA
Molecule: messenger RNA, 1906 nt
Organism: Punica granatum (pomegranate)
Lineage: Eukaryota; Viridiplantae; Streptophyta; Magnoliopsida; Myrtales; Lythraceae
Source: RefSeq, a predicted model, not a curated record